Messenger RNA from Onthophagus taurus, 1741 nucleotides. RefSeq lists its product as uncharacterized. The record is from RefSeq and is a predicted model, not a curated record. NCBI's taxonomy places the organism in Eukaryota, Metazoa, Arthropoda, Insecta, Coleoptera, Scarabaeidae.
UACGAUUUAAGAAAUAUUUUUAAGAAAAACUUUAUUAAAUUAAUUAAUCCAAUUUUAAAUUUCCCGCGCUAAUUCAAAUAUAAACAUAACCAUAAAUGACCACACAUAACCUAAAAAUGUCCAAUUUUGGUGUUUUAAACCGUUUUAAUCUUUAUUAUCGUUUUAAUAAGUGAAAAUGUGAUUAUAUUUUAAAUCCUAUCGUAAAAAGUGAUUAAAAUAAGUGCAUCAAACUAAAUAAAAGUAAAAAUGGCACAACACUCUCAAAAUAAAGAAAAGGGUAUAAAGAAAAUGAAGCAAGGCAUGUCAUACUCGUGUAAAGAGAAAACGAUAAUUUUAAACGUCUUCAAAUACUUCAAACAAGAAUACCCAGAAAUAUGCGUUACGGAAGUCGUUCGAAGGACUGCAAAAGCAACUGGGUGUAGUGAAAAAAGUGUUUUUCAAUUUCGAAAAGAAGAGGCGAGCGUCGAAGGUUUUAAAGAACCAUCUAAAACGAAGAUUCGUAAAAAUAUUAAUAUAAAUAGCAGAGAUAUUAAGUACGAUAAUUCCGUUCGACAAUCUAUAAAAGAGAUUAUUUACGAUUUAAAAUAUCGCGGUGUUGUUCCUUCUUUGAAUACGAUUCGUAAACGAAUCAACGAAAACGAAAGUUUACCAAAAUUUUCGUUGAUGACUUUAAGGAGAUUAUUAUUUGAUAUGGGGUUUUGUUACGAAAAAAACGGAAAUAAAUCGAUUUUGGUUGAAAAAGAAAGCGUGGGUGCUAAAAAUAAUGAGUUAAAAAAGGUGAAAAGUGAUCAACGAAAAAUUAAUUUGAAUCAAAGUGAGAAUAAAAUUAAUAGAGAUAAGCCCCAAAUGCAAGUGAUUCAAAAUAGGGUUAAUAAUGUUAUGAAUUCUUCGCAAAAUGAUUUUGUUCAUAAUGAAAAUUUGGAAAAUCGAUUUCCUUUAUAUUUUAGACAGUCUGAAAAUAAUGUAAAUCAUGUUUCAAUUCAAAAUCAUCAACAUAAUGUUCCAUUAAUGGUUAAUCAUAGAAAUGAAAUUAUUUCUCAUACUGGUAAUGUUAUGAGUAACUUAAAUCAUGUACCGGGUAAAUGUGAUUGGAUAAAUCCACCUCCACCUCAUAACAAUUAAAGUAUAUAAUUCGCUUAUUCUAAUAUUGUAUCAUCAGAUCCAUUCUAAAUAAUAAGUUGCCAGUAAGAUGUAUUAGUUUUCAGGGAUUAAUGAUUAACUGUGUAAUCUUGUAUAGGGUCUGUCAGGAAGAGCUGAGUCUAUAUGUAUAUGACAAACUACUGGCACGAAUUUUUGAGAUCAUCACUAAAUUUUGAAAUUAUAGAACUAUCAUAUGUCUAGAGUCACCAUUUUUGAGUUAUUUCAGUUUUUUCGAAAAUUCGAAAACUUGCACAGAGAGGACCCAUAGCUAACAUAAUCUUUGAAAAUUUGUUUUUAAAGUUAUACAGGUGGUCAGAAAUUUGCACCGAAUUUCCCUAUCUCAAAACGUCAAAAAGCUAAUUUUUUUAAAUAGCAACCUCAUUUUUUUUUCACCACCCUAUUGUUCGCUGAAAAAUAAGGGGACUUUGUCAUUGCAUCUCUAUAUCAUAAUGCUAGAGUACACCAUUUUUUAGUUAUUUCAGUUUUUUCGAAAAUUUUGGCAGAUGCAACCCUUCACAAUAUACAUAAUUUUUCGAAAUUACAUUCGAGUAAGGCCCAAUAUGUUUAGUGCUUGCACAGAGAGGACCCAUAGCUGACAUAA